Molecule: messenger RNA, 2431 nt
Organism: Numida meleagris (helmeted guineafowl)
Lineage: Eukaryota; Metazoa; Chordata; Aves; Galliformes; Numididae
Product: pituitary adenylate cyclase-activating polypeptide type I receptor-like
Exons: 17
Coding region: 833-2311 (492 amino acids)
Biological process (GO): cell surface receptor signaling pathway; adenylate cyclase-modulating G protein-coupled receptor signaling pathway
Cellular component (GO): plasma membrane; neuron projection
Molecular function (GO): G protein-coupled peptide receptor activity; vasoactive intestinal polypeptide receptor activity; peptide hormone binding
Source: RefSeq, a predicted model, not a curated record
GAGGGGAUUGGCUCCGCGUCCCCUUCCCGUUCCUCAGGCACUCGGGGGGAGGAGGUGUUUGCAUUUCUCCGCAGGAGCCGCUCGGUUUGCGGAGCAUUGUCUGGGUACGAGAAGCACACACACACAUACACACAUACAGACAGACAGACAGACAGACAGACAUACAUACAUACAUACAGCGAUACGGGGGGAGCGCGGCAGAGCCUCGACCCGCAGGCAGGCAGCAUCCGAGCCGGCCCGAAUCCCCUUCACCUCCCCCAUUUCCCGAGCGAGAAUAACACCCCCUUAAAAAAAAAAAAAAAAAAGAAAAAAAAGAAAAAGAGAGAGACUCUUCCCCCCACCUCCAAAAAAAAAAAAAAAGUUUGCAAAUCUCCUGCUUGCCUUCCUGCUUUUUUUUUUUUUUUUUUAAUUAUUAUUUGGAUUUAGCGAUGGCAAAUUCCUUCACGGCCGGGACCUGGCCCAUCCCCUGAGCAAAGCAGCCUGGACAUGACCGGCAGGCGAGGGAGGAGGAAUUGUGGUUCCCUCUGGAGGCUCCGACCCUCCCCCCUCCUGCUCCUCCGGCCGGUGCGAGCCCGGCGGGGGCAGCCCGGCUCCGGCCGCUCCGUUCACCCGGAGCAGCUCCGCGUUCCCCCGCGCCCGGCUUCGGCCCCGCCCCGGCACGGCACGGCGGGAUGCAGCAUCUCCAGCACCGGGACGGAUCCCUGCUGCAAUGAGGUUUGAGCCUUGACGUGAAGACAUUGACAAGCAGAUCUGCAAAGAGUGUGUGCUUCAGCCCUAAUUAACCGUGUUAAAAAAGCUAAACUUGACUAAAGAUCAAAAUCAAGAGACAAAGAUGGCCAUCAGUUGGAAGACCUGCUUCUUCACUCUCGUAUUGCUUCCCAUGGUAACAGCAACGCAUUCCAACUGCAUAAUUAAAAAGGAGCAAGAAACCUGUCUGGAGAAAAUACGGAGGGCAGCUGCCCUGAACCCUCUUAAUGACUCUUCUCCAGGCUGCCCAGGAAUGUGGGACAAUAUUACAUGCUGGAAACCUGCAAGUGUGGGUGAAAUUGUCUUUGUCAAGUGUCCUGCGCUGUUCAGAUUUAUCAUCUCUGAAGACGGUUGGGAAGUAGACAACUUGGGGCAAACUCAUGCAGGUGAUUAUGACCUGCUGGAAAGCACAGCCGAGACUCCCCUAGGGGACAUCAGCAGAAAUUGCACUGAAGAUGGCUGGUCUGAACCUUUUCCUCAUUAUUAUGAUGCCUGCGGCUUUGAUGAAAAUGAAACAGAGUCAGACAACCAGGAUUACUACUACCUAUCCGUGAAGGCUCUGUACACAGUUGGAUACAGCACGUCUCUCGUUUCCCUCACCACCGCCAUGGUGAUCCUGUGUCGUUUCAGGAAGCUUCACUGCACUCGGAACUUUAUCCACAUGAACCUCUUUGUUUCAUUCAUCCUACGUGCAAUAUCUGUAUUCAUUAAAGAUGGGGUUCUUUAUGCUGAACAAGAUGGCAACCACUGCUUUAUCUCCACUGUGGAAUGCAAAGCAGUGAUGGUGUUUUUUCACUACUGUGUCAUGUCCAACUACUUCUGGCUUUUCAUUGAGGGAUUGUACCUUUUCACGUUAUUGGUGGAAACCUUUUUCCCAGAGAGGAGGUAUUUCUACUGGUACACCAUUAUUGGCUGGGGCACCCCGACAAUUUGUGUCACUGUCUGGGCAGUGCUGAGGCUUCACUUUGAUGAUACUGGCUGCUGGGACAUGAAUGACAACACUGCCUUGUGGUGGGUGAUCAAAGGUCCUGUGGUUGGGUCAAUCAUGAUAAACUUUGUGCUUUUUAUUGGCAUCAUUGUGAUACUUGUGCAGAAACUCCAGUCACCUGACAUUGGAGGCAAUGAAUCCAGCAUUUAUUUCAUCUUGCUGGAAAGAAAGGAGAGACAUGGCAUAUAUCAUAGGAGAUUGGCUCGCUCUACGCUACUGCUUAUCCCCUUGUUUGGAAUUCACUACACGGUGUUUGCUUUUUCUCCGGAAAAUGUCAGUAAGCGGGAGAGACUAGUGUUUGAAUUGGGACUGGGAUCUUUCCAGGGUUUUGUUGUUGCUGUUCUCUAUUGUUUCUUGAACGGGGAGUUUCUCCCUAAAGGUGCAAUCAGAAAUAAAGAGAAAAUGGAGGAGCUGGAAAGUCAACCGGUAUUUUGCUGUGGAUUUCAAACAUCGUCAUCCUUCUCUAGCGAGCAGCGGAGUGAACGGGGGGACACAACUCUCCAUUCUGAGCAAGAGCAGCUCUCAGAUUCGGAUGUCCAGCAUAAAUGCGGAGAAUCUAGCGACAUGAGCAGCUAAGGAAAACAAAUCAAUCAACAAGCAAACCAAAAACCAUCACUUCAAAAAGAAAACAACAAAAAAUAAGCAUAGUUUUGGUGGUGGUGUAGGCUUCCUUCCUUUUCCUUUUCCUUUUCCUUU